Encephalitozoon hellem ATCC 50504 is the source of this 2181-nucleotide messenger RNA. RefSeq lists its product as uncharacterized. NCBI's taxonomy places the organism in Eukaryota, Fungi, Microsporidia, Unikaryonidae. Gene Ontology annotation, molecular function: mannose-ethanolamine phosphotransferase activity; metal ion binding. Gene Ontology annotation, biological process: GPI anchor biosynthetic process. Gene Ontology annotation, cellular component: endoplasmic reticulum membrane. The record is from RefSeq and is a predicted model, not a curated record. The coding region runs from base 1 to 2181 and encodes 726 amino acids. The transcript has a single exon.
AUGAUUGUGGGCUUGCUGGGAAUACUUAACAUAUAUUUCUUUCUUACCGGAUUGUUCAAGGUUGUAGAUCUCCCUAAAGAUUCGUCUACAGACCCUGCAGGACCUAAGAAGUAUAACAGGAUUGUCUAUCUUCUGAUCGACGGGCUCCGAUUCGACUCUUCCACUAAGACAUUGAAGGAAGGCCACAUUUUCAACAAAAUGAAGCAUUUGCAAUCGAUUAGUUCGAAAUUUCAUGCCUUAAGUGUCAGUGGAAUCCCAACUGAAACGGGGUCUAGAGUUAUAGGAUUGGCAACAGGAACGCCCAGCAACUUCCUAACAAGUGUGGCCAAUCUCCAAGGAUGCUCGAUAUACUGGGACAGUAUGGUAAGACAGCUUCUCAAGGAUGGGCGGUCUGCAGCAUUCUUCGGAGACCACCAAUGGAUAAGCUACUUCCCAGAACUCAGGGACAAGACUCAUUACAUAAUGGAUCCAUAUGGAAGGCAUGAAAUAAGGAAGCAGGAAGAUGAGAUCAUAGAGAAGAUGUUGCAGAGUGUAAACAACUACGAUGUUAUCAUUGGACACCUGAUAAACCUUGACUCCUACGGCCAUAUUUACGAGACCAUAGACCAUGAAGAAAUGGAACGCCAACUGAUAAUAUACGACAAUCUCAUAAACGAAAUAUACAAGAAAAUGGAGGAGGAUACAUUAUUUGUAAUAUGCAGCGACCAUGGCGUUGACAAUAAUGGAGCUCAUGGAGGUGUUUCUACAUUGGAAAUGUCUGCAGUGGGGAUUUUCAUAUCAAAGGACGGAAGGUUUAUCGAUAUCCCUCCCGUUGAAGGAGAGGUGCAAGACCUAAGGAAAAAGCAUAUCUCGAGAGUAUACGACGAGGACCCUCUCCUGAUACAAAGUAAGGAGCAGCACCCAACUAUCCAUCAAGAUGACAUUCUUCCGACACUAUGUUAUUUGAUGGGAAUACCUAUUCCAAAGGUAUCCAGUGGUAACUUCAUACAUGAGCUUGUCCGCGACAUUGGUGCAUACAAGACCUAUUAUAAACAAAAAUGCGACGUACUUAAUGUCACAUUCGAGGAUGAUCCAAAAGAACUCAGUGAAUAUGUCAGAUUGAAUUAUAAGUUAAGUGAGAAAAUGGAAAGUAGAUUUGCAGGAAGAGAUCAUUUCAAGCUGGUUGUUUCGGGUAUACUCUCGGCAAUAAUAGCAUUAUUUGUAAUAUUUAGAGCCCUUGACUCCAGGCUCUAUAAGUUCGAGGAUCUUGCUCUUUCCUUUGUGAUUGUAAUGACAGGGCAUUCCGUGCUGUCGAUAGUGCACGAGGAUCUAUUCUGGGCUGCUCUUUUCUUUAUCUCCAACCCCUCGCUCAAGAAUCUGCUUGGCACCAUAAUGCUUCUACAGAUGAUAAGGCCUCCGUCAGAUACAAAUCUUUUCUAUGUCCUUGUGAUAGAAAGGAUCAAGCUUCCUCCCCUGUUCAAUGGAAACCUUCUUUUCGUCCUUGAGCUGCUUUUAUUCGGAAUACUUGACAGCAUCUCCCACUUUGAAAGAACUUUUUGGUUUUUCUUGAAUAGCGUCCUUAGGAUAUUCAACAACCAUCCACAUGUCUUCAUUUCUCUUUUCAGAUACAUGCUUGGAGCCAAGACAGAUAGCGCGUCUUGGAAGCUUGGUCUCUUUGCUUCAUCACCUAGUAUUGAUACCUUAAUAGCCUUGGUAUUCAGGCCAAUGGAAUCCAUAUACCUUAUUUACAUCAUUAGAAGUCUUGAUGUGAAAAAGAGUAUUUACACAUAUUUCUCGUUGGCAAACAUAGCAUUCUUCUCCUGCGGAUUGCAAAAAUUGUUUCAGUCAAUCAACUACGGCGUGUUCUUUACAUUCUCAGACAAUUUGCUUACAGUACCUGCUGUGGUAAUAUCUUUCUUCUAUUUCAUCUAUCCAAGAAUCAGGGCAGUCCAGAUAUUCAUGUCCUGCCAGCCCAGUGUUAACAAAAAGGAAAGACACUUGAAAGCGCCCAGCUUCAUGAAGGAUAUAAUUGCAUUCCAUAACCUCAACCUAUUGGUGGUUAUGUGGUCUGGGUAUGCAAUCUGUGAGUCAUUAUCGUUCUACAAGUUUCUUGGAAUUCGAGCAUUUUUUGAAUACCUUUAUUAUAUCUGCGACAUCCUUCUGUUCUUGGCGAUCACAAAAAUUAAAAGAAGGUGUAGUUAG